AUGUUCGCAGCCGAUCUAUCGUGGCAGAAGGCGGAAAGUGUUGGAGAGCACAAAGAACGAAAAGCUCGAGAGCGAUCGUCUGGAACGCCUUCCGUUAGGACCUCAGUAACAUCAACGAGCUCCAGCUCAACAGACAGGCAAAAGUGGUGGACCUCUGGGCUGAAGAAAGUCAAGGCAAAGGCCUCCUCGAGCUCCUCGUUCAAAGCGCGGCCAGUAACAAGCCCAAACUCGAGUUCUCAGCAGAGAUCCGAUGCACCACCUCUUCGACCUGUUCACGAAAUGGUGACAAGAGAUAUUCCAAAUUGGGAGCUCGAGCUUCCAUAUCAAAUAAAGGACCCUGCCCCACAGCCCGCCUACACCUUCUCAAAAUCGCUGUCUCCAAGAUUACCAUCAGGGGGCACGAUGGAUCUGUUGGAGUGCGAUGUACCAGAGCUCGAAGGUGACAUGUCAUCUCGCUACACGCAUUCCAUCGUUUCUGUAUCAUCACAUGACCAGCAUUGGGAAGUGAACACACCCCAGACAGAAGCUACGAGCGGGGUUGACGAACUGCAUGGAUAUGACCCGUAUACCCUUGCUUCGAGCGAUAGGCGAACGAGUACCGGAUCUCCUGAACAACAAGAUCCGGCAACAGUGCCGAGAGCUGAUGUACUUGGAAGAGAAAAACGGAAGACAAUGGUCCCAAAAAUCGAGACUCGAAUGGGCCAAAAGCCUUGUGCCCAAGGAGCCACGACCACAAGUGUGGUGAAGCCGGGGGGAAUAGACGCGAAGCUUCUUACAUGCGGACCGAUGGCCCAGUGGGACAGUCUUUCACCAAUGAUGGUACCCAGAGACCUUCGCAAACCGUCCGCACCCCGAUCAUCCAAGAUCGCCACUACGCAGAACCACGCAUUUGCGCGAACGCGAUUCCAGCGUUUCAUUCAGAGACUAGAAAGUGCAGGGCCACAGCUUGUCUUAGACAGGCUCAAGGAAGCCCUGCAGGAGCCUGCGAACCAAGAAUCAGAAGAAGACUUGCUGGAGCAACAACUCUGGCUGUUGACUGGUUUCCAGCUGCAAAGCUUAGGCAAGGCUCGGAUCGUUCCGAAACCACAGUGUGACACGGGCAAGGUCCUGGAGCUUUAUGGUAACCUCUCUGAGGUCUACCAGUCAUCUGCAAUGCACCCAAACCAAACAGUACAUUUCCUAACCACAAAGCCGCAAAGGACUCUUUCCCUUCCUAGCAAUGUGUCUUAUCUGACAGUACGCGAAUUUGGAACAGUACCCCUGCCAUACCCAGAAGACUACUUCUCGCAUAUACGCGCAUCGACUCUGCCAUCUUUGGUACCCUCCGCGAAGCUGCCGGAGCUUUUCCGCGAGUGCUACAAGCUACUCGCCCCAGGCGGCCUGCUUGAAAUUAGAAUCAUGGAUGCAGCUCCCGUGCGCCGAACUGCUGGUCCCUUGAUGCGAAUGUGGAUUGAGGACAGACUGUCAGUAAAUCUGGAGAAGCUCUUCCGUUGUUCGAAGCCGUGCUCGCUAGUGCCAGGUUGGUUGGCGGAGGCAGGCUUCGAGCUAAGUGCGGAAAACGAUCAGAGUUUGACACUGCCAUGUGCAUUCGAUCAAAACUCAAACGAUGUUAACAAGGAGCUCUCGACGAUGAUCGGACAAGCUCUAUGGAAGGAUACCUGGGGUACAUUCGUCGACGAUCUUCCUGGAGAGCCGAAAUGGUGGUGGGAAGAGGAUAUCAUCAUGCAAGAGUGUCUCAAGAGGAAGACAGUAUUGGAAUGUCGCUGCUUGUUUGCUUACAAGAAGUGA
This is a messenger RNA of Ascochyta rabiei, 1788 nucleotides long. RefSeq lists its product as uncharacterized. The record is from RefSeq and is a predicted model, not a curated record. NCBI's taxonomy places the organism in Eukaryota, Fungi, Ascomycota, Dothideomycetes, Pleosporales, Didymellaceae. Bases 1 to 1788 code for a protein of 595 amino acids. The transcript is spliced from 4 exons.